Messenger RNA from Aspergillus heteromorphus CBS 117.55, 1111 nucleotides. RefSeq names its product 40S ribosomal protein uS8. NCBI's taxonomy places the organism in Eukaryota, Fungi, Ascomycota, Eurotiomycetes, Eurotiales, Aspergillaceae. Gene Ontology annotation, biological process: translation. Gene Ontology annotation, cellular component: ribosome; cytosolic small ribosomal subunit. The transcript has 2 exons. The record is from RefSeq and is a predicted model, not a curated record. The coding region runs from base 369 to 761 and encodes 130 amino acids. Gene Ontology annotation, molecular function: structural constituent of ribosome.
GCCCGCUCUUCCUUCCACCGAUCAACCGACGCCGUCGACAAUCUCGAGGUAUGUAUCAAUCGUUGCGUCUCCCUCUUCAACAGUCUCACAGCUAGUCUGGGAGAGCAAUCGCAGGCCAGCGGCUCAUGGAUAAAACCAUCGGCCACAUGUCUGCGAUACGCAUCUCCCAUCCGGCACGGGCUGAAGAACCCUUAAAAAAUGCAUUAAGGGGACUCUUUGCGCUCUGGACUACUGGCGGCUGACCGAUGUACAACCCACAAUCCUCGCACUGUUGAGUGUGAGGACUUGGGGGUGGUUCUGUAAUUCAUUAGAUACCUCUUAUCCUUUGAACUCCUCGAUUUGAGAAUCUCGACUCCCAUACCGCCAAAAUGGUCAAGACUUCCGUCCUCAACGAUGCGCUCAACGCCAUCAACAACGCCGAGAAGGCCGGUCGCCGUCAGGUCCUGAUCCGUCCUUCCUCCAAGGUCAUCAUCAAGUUCCUGUCUGUCAUGCAGAAGCACGGCUACAUUGGCGAGUUUGAGGAGGUUGACGACCACCGCUCCGGCAAGAUCGUCAUCCAGCUGAACGGCCGUCUCAACAAGACCGGUGUCAUCAACCCCCGUUACCCCGUCCAGCUCCGUGACCUCGAGAAGUGGACCACCCAGCUUCUCCCCUCCCGUCAGUUCGGCUUCGUCGUCCUGACCACCUCCGCUGGUAUCAUGGACCACGAGGAGGCUCGUCGCAAGCACGUUGCUGGCAAGCUCCUCGGUUUCUUCUACUAGAAGGUUUCCCUUUUAUAAAAGUACCAUCUUACCACACCACUUGAGGGAGUGAGUGGCUGGUAGACUUGUGAGGGAUGAACUCUCGUUGUCUUGGCGGAGUUGGGAUCCAUACGGCCGAAAUGCCUAGAUAGUAUAGAUCGAGUGAUCUCGCAAUAACCAGUCAUUUUCUUUCUCAAUUCUUUUUUUUCUGAAGCUGAAGCUCAGCUUGAAUUGUAGUUGUAGUUGGUGGAGUGGUAGAAAUUGUAGACCGUGAGCCUGAGCCAAGGCCUGACCGCCUAGGCCCCCGAGGCCGCCCGCCUAAAGGUUCCCCGCAAAGUAAGUAUCUCCUUAUCCAUCUCCAUCACAGCAAC